This is a messenger RNA of Grosmannia clavigera kw1407, 390 nucleotides long. RefSeq lists its product as uncharacterized. The record is from RefSeq and is a predicted model, not a curated record. Bases 1 to 390 code for a protein of 129 amino acids. The transcript is spliced from 2 exons. NCBI's taxonomy places the organism in Eukaryota, Fungi, Ascomycota, Sordariomycetes, Ophiostomatales, Ophiostomataceae.
AUGUCGGAUAAGUACAAGAUCUACCAGCUUUUCGAUAAUGUCCAGUUUCAAGGCCGCGAAAUUGUUUACACCUACGAUUUUGGCGACAACUGGGAGCAUUAUCUGACCGUCACUGGCCGUGCAGACCCAACUGAUGACUUUGUGUGUCUGGGCGGAUCGGGUCAUGGUGUCGCCGAGGACGUGGGCAGCUUCCGAGGCUGGGAGCAGUUGAAGGAGAACUACCGGACCACCAACCCGAGUAAAGAGCAAAGGGAACGACGGUCUUGGUACGAAAGCAUGUCCAGCAAUAGUGAUCCAAGCGGUCUCUCUGGUGAUCGUGUCCACUACUGGGACUGCGAUCGGGUGAACAGGCUACUCAUGGGAGUAUCCAAGAUGAGUUUGAAAGAAUAG